Messenger RNA from Penicillium mononematosum, 813 nucleotides. Its product is annotated as A4/G1 family peptidase. The record is from RefSeq and is a predicted model, not a curated record. The coding region runs from base 1 to 813 and encodes 270 amino acids. Lineage: Eukaryota; Fungi; Ascomycota; Eurotiomycetes; Eurotiales; Aspergillaceae. The transcript has a single exon. Gene Ontology annotation, biological process: proteolysis. Gene Ontology annotation, molecular function: glutamic-type endopeptidase activity.
AUGAAGUUCUCGACCACCAUCCUCAGCGCAGCGUUGCUCACAGCGUCGGCCAUUGCCGCUCCUCUCACCGAACGCCGCGCAGCUCGCCACGCCGCCCGAGCUGCGGCCCGAGCUGGCCGUAUCAGCCGUCCGGCCGAUAAGCAAGACACCUUGGAGCUUGUUAGUCUGAACGGGACAAGCCACGCGCAGUACAGCUCGAACUGGGCCGGUGCUGUGCUCAUUGGUACCGGAUACACCUCGGUCACCGGAGAAUUCACCGUUCCCAAGCCGAAACUUCCCUCGGAUGCUUCGUCUGGCGAGCAGUCCUGCGCCUCUGCCUGGGUCGGUAUUGACGGUGACACCUGCAGCUCGGCCAUCCUCCAAACUGGAAUUGAUUUCUGCAUCCAAGGAGGCGAGGUUUCGUACAGUUCCUGGUAUGAGUGGUACCCGGAUUAUGCCCACGAUUUCUCCGGCAUCGAUAUCUCCACUGGAGAUGUGAUUAAGCUCACUGUGACUGCUACCUCCAAGAGCUCCGGUUCUGCCGUCAUCGAUAAUGUCACCACGGGCAAAUCUGUCACUCAUAAAUUCAGCGGUGUUGAUGAUGGAGAUCUCUGCGAGACCAAUGCUGAAUGGAUCGUCGAGGACUUUGAAAGCGGUGGUCAGUUGGUUCCCUUUACCAACUUUGGAACUGUGACAUUCACAAAGGCGGAGGCCACAUCUGGCGGCAAGUCUGUUGGCCCAUCUGGAGCUACCCUCUUCGAGAUCAGACAAAGCAAGAAGGUCUUGACCAAGUCUUCUGUUACAGGCAAUAGUGUUACUGUGAGCUAUGUCUAA